AAAAGUAGGACACUCACAUGUUACAGUUAUUUAUCAUUUCAAUUCAACAUUUACACGUUUACAGUUAACAGUUAACAGUUAAAAACAUUAAACAACACUGAGCACCGGAUCACCAGGAUCAUCAACCAGCCACCAGUCAGCACAAGUUCGCAGUUGCAACUCAACCGCGCCAGCAAAAUUCAUUGUUCAGUGCGAUAAUAAAUACGGCCUUGUUAUCAGUAUCAGUGAAUAUUUUAAUUGUCUAUUUGUCUAUUAAAAAUUCCAUUAGCGUUAUGGCUGAAUUUAUUUAUACGUCUAAAAAUAUGUGAGCACUGGAGAAAUAUUAUUAUUGAAAUAAAAAUAUAAACAAUAACAUGCGUCCAAUAUCAACAUCGCUGAUAAUAAUGUUUAAUUAUUCUUAAAAAUAAAACCUGCAACCAAGACAAAGAUCGAAGAUUGGAGUCUCUGCUGCAGCUGAUUGACUACCCGUAGUUUUAUUGUAUCUAAAAUGGCCAAGACCCUGCCAAAAGACAUCGUCAACUGGACGAACGAAGACGUGAUCAAGUGGCUUGAGGAGUCCGGACAUGGAUCUUGUGCGUUUUACUUCAAGGCUCAUGACAUUGAUGGCAAGUCUCUGCUGACGAUCCGAGAGGAUGAUCUCAAGAGCCAGGGCAUGAAAAUUGAGAAGUUAGGAGAUGUGAAGAGACUUUAUAUCAGUAUUAAGAAAUUACAGAAGGAAAAUAUGGCGGUUUUAUUUGAGCUGGGGCAGCUUGAGUUUACUUCUUCGAAUUUUUAUUCUCAUAAUAGACAAGAGUUACAGAGUUUCAUAUCAAACAACGAGAGCUCAGUAGACCCAGAAUUCUAUUCAGCGUCAGUAUCCGACGACGGACAUGCCUCGCACCUACCUCCAGAAAUAUGGAAAGCAUUUAUCAGCCUGGGCUAUUUGUUCAUAGUGACGUGGAUUACAGCCUUCGUGAUGGUGAUAGUCCACGACAGAGUCCCAGACAUGAAAAAGUACCCGCCAUUGCCAGACAUUUUUCUUGACAAUGUCCCACACAUACCCUGGGCUUUUGAUAUUUGUGAAGUAACUGGGACAUUGUUAUUCGCUAUCUGGCUGAUGGUUCUUAUAUUUCAUAAAUAUAGAUUUAUUCUACUGAGAAGAUUCUUUGCUUUGUCGGGGACAGUGUUCCUGUUAAGAUGCGUGACGAUGUUGAUAACAUCUCUAAGUGUUCCUGGAGCACAUUUACAGUGCCAACCGAGACCGACUCCCGACGACCCUUGGGCGAAAACCGCCUACGGGGAGCUGUAUAAUAAAAUUUCAAUGGCGUACGUCAUCUGGCGAGGGGCUGGGAUGUCUAUUCAGGGAGUUAGAACGUGCGGGGACUAUAUGUUCAGCGGACACACGGUCGCGUUGACGAUGCUUAACUUUUUUAUUACUGAAUAUACGCCUCGCCAACUUUACUUCUUGCACACAUUCACGUGGAUGCUGAACAUGUUCGGUAUAUUCUUCAUCUUAGCAGCCCACGAGCACUAUUCGAUAGACGUGUUCGUAGCAUUCUACAUAACUUCUCGGCUGUUCCUGUACUACCACACGCUAGCGAACAACCAAGCUUUGAUGCAGCGUGACUCCAUAAGAACCAGAGUGUGGUUUCCUCUGUUCAGCUUCUUCGAGUCCUCCGUCGACGGAAUCGUUCCCAACGAGUACGAGUCGCCCUCGAAGAUAAUCUGCAACCUCGCGUGCACGUGCCGCGACAUCGCCAACGCGCUCAGACAAAAAAUAAGUAUUUCUAAUCUCCAACGCACUGUCAACGACAGCACAAAAAAGGGUCUUUGAUAUUGACACUGUGUCUGUUUUAAUCAUUAUAAAUUUUAGAUGUAUCUAGGUAAUUGUAAUUGUUAACGAUCUCUAGGUGAAAUUGUAAUUAUCUUUGCUAUUUUUAUAAGUAACUAUUAAUAAUAAUAAUACAAUAUAAUAUAUUGAAUGAUUAAAUAAUUAAUUUAAUUUUCUAAGAGACUGCAUUAAAACGUGACUGAUGUUUGAUAAAUUCUUCGUAAAAAGAAUAAAAGUGCUCGAAAAUUUUAUUGAAAUCAAUAAAUCUAUAUUUAAAAUUAA
Molecule: messenger RNA, 2092 nt
Organism: Cotesia glomerata
Lineage: Eukaryota; Metazoa; Arthropoda; Insecta; Hymenoptera; Braconidae
Gene: SMSr
Product: sphingomyelin synthase-related 1
Exons: 6
Coding region: 488-1813 (441 amino acids)
Biological process (GO): ceramide biosynthetic process
Cellular component (GO): Golgi membrane; endoplasmic reticulum membrane
Molecular function (GO): sphingomyelin synthase activity; protein binding; ceramide cholinephosphotransferase activity
Source: RefSeq, a predicted model, not a curated record